Messenger RNA from Procambarus clarkii (red swamp crayfish), 801 nucleotides. RefSeq lists its product as uncharacterized. The record is from RefSeq and is a predicted model, not a curated record. NCBI's taxonomy places the organism in Eukaryota, Metazoa, Arthropoda, Malacostraca, Decapoda, Cambaridae.
AUGGGCAACAAGCUAUCAACCAAUAUAGUUGUCAAGAUGGGCAACAAGCUAUCAACCAAUAUAGUUGUCAAGAUGGUCAACAAACUAUCAACCAAUAUAGUUGUCAAGAUGGGCAACAAGCUAUCAACCAAUAUAGUUGUCAAGAUGGUCAACAAACUAUCAACCAAUGUAGAUGUCAAGAUGGGCAACAAGCUAUCAACCAAUGUAGAUGUCAAGAUGGGCAACAAGCUAUCAACCAAUGUAGUUGUCAAGAUGGGCAACAAGCUAUCAACCAAUGUAGAUGUCAAGAUGGGCAACAAGCUAUCAACCAAUAUAGUUGUCAAGAUGGGCAACAAGCUAUCAACCAAUAUAGUUGUCAAGAUGGUCAACAAACUAUCAACCAAUAUAGUUGUCAAGAUGGGCAACAAGCUAUCAACCAAUGUAGUUGUCAAGAUGGGCAACAAGCUAUCAACCAAUAUAGUUGUCAAGAUGGUCAACAAACUAUCAACCAAUAUAGUUGUCAAGAUGGACAACAAGCUAUCAACCAAUAUAGUUGUCAAGAUGGUCAACAAACUAUCAACCAAUAUAGUUGUCAAGAUGGGCAACAAGCUAUCAACCAAUGUAGUUGUCAAGAUGGGCAACAAGCUAUCAACCAAUAUAGUUGUCAAGAUGGUCAACAAACUAUCAACCAAUAUAGUUGUCAAGAUGGGCAACAAGCUAUCAACCAAUAUAGUUGUCAAGAUGGGCAACAAGCUAUCAACCAAUAUAACUAUAUCAAGAUGGGCAACAAGCUAUCAACAACCAUUUUCUUCCUCUAAUUGA